Molecule: messenger RNA, 3122 nt
Organism: Trichoplusia ni (cabbage looper)
Lineage: Eukaryota; Metazoa; Arthropoda; Insecta; Lepidoptera; Noctuidae
Product: F-box/LRR-repeat protein 20
Exons: 13
Coding region: 171-1466 (431 amino acids)
Biological process (GO): SCF-dependent proteasomal ubiquitin-dependent protein catabolic process
Cellular component (GO): SCF ubiquitin ligase complex
Molecular function (GO): protein binding
Source: RefSeq, a predicted model, not a curated record
UGGCAACCCAGUCCGCAGCUGAUGAAGGACGUCUUUGCUUUGUCGGUCUGCGAAAAAUCAAAUAAAAUUUUCCUCCAUACUUGUUUUGUGGUGCGCUUGGCACUUAUAUUGUUGGUGAAAAUAAGUGCUAAAAAACAUACAUUGUGGCUAAGGUAACGCCUUACCCGAGCAUGAGUUAUUCCGGACGGAAUAAGUUUGAGAUCGCUCGGUUUUCGGGCGAGGAUGACUAUCAUAUAAACAGGAAGCUGCCAAAGGAACUGCUGCUUAGAAUACUGUCGUAUCUCGACGUGGUCUCACUAUGUAGGUGUGCACAGGUAUCAAAAUUAUGGAACAUAUUGGCUCUGGAUGGCUCCAACUGGCAACGGAUAGACUUGUUCGAGUUUCAAAGAGAUGUCGAGGGUCCGGUGAUAGAGAAUAUAUCGCACAGAUGCGGCGGCUUCCUCAGGGAGUUGUCUCUCAGAGGAUGCGAGAGCAUCGGAGAUGGUUCCAUCAAGACAUUAGCACAGUCCUGUCCAAACAUCGAAGAUCUAAACCUGAACAAAUGCCGGAAGAUCACAGAUAACACAUGCACAGCGCUCGGCAAGAGAUGUAAGAAGCUGCAAAGAAUAAAUUUGGAUUCGUGCUCGAACAUCACAGAUAUAUCACUGAAGGCGCUUUCUGAUGGAUGUCCGCUGCUAACACAUGUCAACGUGUCCUGGUGUCAGUCUAUCACGGAGAACGGUGUCGAAGCGCUAGCCAGGGCCUGUCCCAGGCUCAAAACCUUUAUUUGUAGAGGGUGUAAAAAUGUAAAUGACAAUUGCGUGUCGACUCUCGCCACUUACUGCCCGGAGCUACAGGCGUUGAACGUCCAAGGGUGCGAUCAACUGACAGACGAGUCUAUCUGCAAGCUGGGCGGCGGCAUGCGGCGGCUGUGCGUGUCGGGCUGCGCGCGGCUGACGGACAGCAGCCUGGCGGCGCUGGCGGCGCGCUGCCCCGACCUGGUGACGCUGGAGCUGGCGCAGUGCAGCCAGCUCACCGACGCCGGCUUCCAGGCGCUCGCCAGGAGUUGUCGGAUGCUGGAGAGGAUGGAUCUCGAAGAGUGCGUCCUCAUCACAGACAGCACGCUCGUGCACUUGUCUAUGGGCUGUCCGCGACUUGAGAAACUGACGCUGUCCCACUGUGAAUUGAUAACGGAUUACGGUAUCAAACAGUUAUCAAUGUCGCCGUGCGCUGCCGAACAUCUCACAGUACUUGGGCUAGACAACUGCCCACUAGUCACAGACGGUGCCUUAGAACAUCUGACGUCCUGUCACAAUCUGCAGCUGAUCGAGCUGUAUGACUGUCAGAUGGUCAGCAGAAACGCUAUCAGGAAACUUAGGAACCACCUGCCCAACAUCCGCGUGCACGCGUACUUCGCGCCGGUGACCCCGCCGGCGGGCGGCGGCGGCGCGCGGCCGCGCUACUGCCGCUGCUGCCACAUCAUCUGAGAGCUGCUGCGGUGGCACGCCCGCGGCUGCCACGCCAGGCCCUACUGCUACAAGCACUAGCGAACACCGACCUACCGACUGCGAUACACUGUUUUACCGACUGACAUGUUAGAAGGUCGCACUAGAUACUACUGUUUUACCGACUCAGAUGAUGGUUGGCGACGUGACACUGUAUUACCGACCGAUGGACUGUUUUACCGAUAAAGGUAACUGUAUAUUACUAACCGAUGUGUCCUUUUAUCGAAUGCAAUGCUGUUUGGUAAAGGUAAUCAAUUUAUUCACUUAAAUAUCUACACGUUUCGACUGAUCGGAGGUUAUCAAUAUCUAUGAAAAAACUGUUUGGUUAACAUGUAUGUAACUGCUUACCUGAAAGAAAUCGUUGUUUUAUGAUGUACCACAAAUUUGUAGACAGUUAAUCAAAUUAAUUGAAAUUAACUGUCUUUCCAUUGUAGACUAAAAUGUAUUGUAGUAUCUUGAUUGAAGCUAUGUGUGAUACUUGCCCACUGCUGGGCAUAGCACUCUCGUAUCGUAUCUCUUGAGUCAGUUGUUAAAAUAUAGUUUUACACAAACUUGUUUUGAAUAUUGUAUCUUUCAAUUACUUUUCAAAAUGUUUCAUGUCCUAAAAACUAUAAAGUUUCCCGCAUUUAUAUAAGAAUUAUAUUGAAUAACUGACUGUAAAACAUAAAAUAAAGUAAAUCGGUGUCGGCAUCCAUCAUAAACGGUUCAGUAGUUUCUAAGUAAUGUUUAAUUGAACGAACAAUAAACGCCGAAUUCACAAACUUGUAGGUAAAAUGCUUUAUCUAGUUAUAUUUAUGUAUUAAUUAAUAUUUAUAUAUUAAUGAUCUUUUGAACGAUGUAGUCACUAUGUAUUAAAAAUUGAGUCUAAGGCGGCCAGAUUAGGGAUGAUGUGAAUGUGCAGUUUCGAAUUCGGUUAAAGAUAUUCGGAUAUUCAGAUAUAUGAAUCGAAAAAUAUCAGUUUCGGAUAUGAAGAAAUUUUAGAUUAUCCGUUUCUUAUAGAAUCUUUCGGUUAAGGAUACAAAUAAUGCACCUCUUGUGUGACAACUUGACUGAAAAUAAAUUUUAACUUCCGGCUUUCUUGACUUGUCAGUUCAAUACAUUUGAAGGAUUGGUCAGCGUUUGCCAUCAGAUUCUACUCGUUUCUUAGUCUUGUAGUCAUGACUAUACCGUUCAAAUUAUUUAAUUAAUAUAAUUAACGUAUUUCGGCAAAUAUCUUGAACCAUUUCUUCUGAUCUGACCUUCUGACCUUUUACCUAAAUACCUUUGUUCAAAUUAUACUUAUGUAAAAACAAAAUGAGGUUUCUACAGCAAUGUCACGUGAUUAUCGCUGAUAAAUUGCGAGUUAUCUAAUACCUGCAGGAUACUUCUUUGAAAACCGAUUUCAAUCGCCAGAUAACUUUUAUCUGACGAAUAUGUUUGACGUUUUGACAGCUUUUGUAUAGAAAAUAUGUCAAACGGCCAUAUUUAUUCCUCAGAUAGAAGUUAACUGAUGAUUCAAAAAUCAGCCCUAAGUAGAUCUGUAAUUUAAACUUAAUUGACCUUUUACUUAUCAAAGGUCAAAGGUCUCGUUUCAAGAUGUCUGCCGAUAGAUAAUAAAUUGAUGUCCACACAAGAAAUGAUAGCUGUAUCCAAAAAAAA